This is a messenger RNA of Lichtheimia ornata, 1200 nucleotides long. Its product is annotated as GTP-binding protein YchF. Gene Ontology annotation, cellular component: cytoplasm. NCBI's taxonomy places the organism in Eukaryota, Fungi, Mucoromycota, Mucoromycetes, Mucorales, Lichtheimiaceae. The transcript is spliced from 3 exons. The record is from RefSeq and is a predicted model, not a curated record. Gene Ontology annotation, molecular function: GTP binding; ATP hydrolysis activity; ATP binding. Bases 1 to 1200 code for a protein of 399 amino acids.
AUGCCACCAAAGAAAGCCGUCAAAGAAGAAAAGCUCUUGCUUGGUCGUCCUUCCAACAACUUGAAGAUCGGUGUCGUCGGCCUUCCAAACGUUGGCAAGUCGACCUUUUUCAACGCCUUGACAAAGUCCUCAGCAGCUGCAGAGAACUAUCCUUUCUGUACCAUCGAUCCCGAAGAGUCACGUGUCGCCGUGCCUGAUGAACGCUUUGACUGGUUAUGUCAACACUACAAGCCUGCCAAGGAAAUCCCUGCCUUUUUGACUGUCAUUGAUAUUGCUGGUUUGGUCAAGGGUGCUGCUAGCGGUGCUGGUCUUGGUAAUGCUUUCUUGUCUCACAUCAAGGCUGUCGAUGCCAUCUACCACGUCGUUCGUGCUUUCGAUGAACCUGAUGUCACUCACGUUGAAGGUGAUCUUGAUCCCGUUCGUGAUAUGGAGAUUAUCCACGAAGAAUUGCGUUUGAAGGAUGAAGAAUUCUUGGCAAAGAACGUCAAUGAACUUUCUGGUAGCGUCAAGCGUUUGGGCCAUGGUGGUAAUGCUGCUGAUAAGGCCAAGAAGGAAGAAUUUGCCGUCAUUGAAAAGGUCUACGAAUUUGUCAAGAGUGGCAAGGAAGUUCGUCACGGCACUUGGACCAACAAGGAAAUUGAAAUCAUCAACACCCUUCAUCUCAUCACUGCCAAGCCCGUCAUUUACCUUGCCAACGUCAGUGAAAAGGAUUACUUGCGUAAGAAGAACAAGUGGUUGCCCAAGAUCAAGGCCUGGAUCGAUGAGCACUCCCCUGGUGAUCUCAUGAUUGCUUACUCUGGUGCCUUCGAGUUGAACAUGUCGCUCAUUGAAACUGAGGAGGAAAAGGAAAAGACCCUCAAGGAACUUGGUGCUCGCUCCAUGUUGCCCAAGAUCAUUGUCGCCGGUUACAGCGCUUUGCAACUCAUCUACUACUUCACCGGUGGUCCUGAUGAAGUACGUGCCUGGACUAUUCGUCGCUUGACUAAGGCUCCACAAGCUGCAGGUGUCAUUCACUCCGAUUUCGAACGUGGUUUCAUUAUGGCUGAAGUCAUGAAGUACAACGACUUGAAGGAAUUAGGCAGUGAAUCCGCUGUCAAGGCUAAUGGCAAGUACAUGCAAAAGGGUAAGGAGUAUGUUGUUGAGGAUGGCGACAUCAUCUACUUCAAGUUCAACGUCACUGCCUCUGGCAAGAAGAAAUAG